CAGAGGGGGUGCAACGGGCCGGGAGAGUCCCCAGCAGGCCGCGGCCCCCACAAUGGUCGGGCGAGGGGUGGCCAGGGAAUUGAGUCGAGUCGCAAUGGAUUGAUCACCAGGCCCAGGGAGUCCGAACCACCCUCCACCCCCCCAUCCCCAGCUCUUCGGGAAAUGGACCGUGCCGAGGGGGUCGGGGGGUAGCAGGUGCACCGGGGCGACGUGUCAGCCCCGCUUGACAGAUGAGCAGUUGAGUCCCCAGUUCGGGAGUCGCAGGGUCAGCGGGCCGGCAGGUCACUGGGGCUGUCGGUGGUGCAGGGGUCAGGUGGGCCCGUGAGAGCUGCGGUAGCCUCUGGCUGAGAUUGGUCUCUGCUGUGUCUGCACCUCUUGGCGGGGUUCCUCUGGGCUCCGUGACUCCUGCAUCUCUUGGCCUCUUCUCCGGAUUUGGGAGUUGUCGCUGUGGUUGGUGCCUGCUCUGUCGGACCGAGACUGAGGAGACUGAGGAGAAAGGCAAGGCGAGGUGGCUGACUUGCAGCCAGGUCUCUGAGCAUCUGGGGAGACUUUCCUGAGCGGCCCUCACCCUGCCCAGGGACUGUCACCUUCCAACAUCAUAGGGGAGGAGGAGUACUAAGAAAAGAUCGGAGGACCGUAAAUACCAGGCCCAACUCCACCACUUUCCCGUUACUAGUUCCUGGUAAACCUUUUCCUCUCUCUGCCUUCCCUUGUAGAAGAUUGGAGCUGUAAUACUAUGCUGCCCCAUAAACUUCAGGAUGGUCCCUGAACCAACCAACCCCACUGCCACCCAGUUGAUGCCGUCUCAGGGAACAAACAGAACAGGGUAGAACUGCCCCCCUAAGGUUUCCAAGACUUAAAUCUACUGCCAGGACUUUCUCCCGCAGCACAGCCACUGACCCCUUAUUAGCAGCCUGGUGGUUUACCACUGCACCCCAGGGCGCCUGUCAGGAUGGUGGCAGUGAUGCACUGUUUGCUUACUCUGUCCCAAGCACUGCUCUAGUCCGGUCAUUCUCGCAACGGUUCUAAGAGCUGCUGCCACUCACCCCAGGUCUUCCAGCCAGCUCCCUCCGUGCUGCCCCUCCCCGCAGGCUGCCCCUCUCUGCCUCCUGGGGCCCAUCAUGAAUGGUGCCCCUGCCCAGGAGGACGGGGCGUCCCCCUCCCCUCCCCCGCUGCCGCCGCCCCCUCCUCCUAGCUGGCGAGAGUUCUGUGAGUCCCAUGCCCGGGCAGCCGCCCUGGAUUUCGCCCGCCGGUUCCGCCUCUACCUGGCCUCGCACCCGCAGUACGCAGGGCCGGGCGCCGAGGCCGCCUUCUCCCGCCGCUUUGCUGAGCUCUUCCUGCAGCACUUUGAAGCGGAGGUGGCCAGGGCCUCAGGCUCCCUCUCGCCACCCAUCCUGGCUCCCUUGAGCCCUGGCUCGGAGAUCCCACCCCAUGACCUGUCCCUAGAGAGCUGCAGGGUGGGCGGGCCCCUAGCCGUGCUGGGCCCUUCACGAUCCUCCGAGGACCUGGCUUGCCCCAUCCGGUCCGCAGGCGCCCCCUCCGCGGCCCCCUCCUCGAAGCCGAAGCUGAAGAAGCGCUUCUCGCUGCGCUCCGUGGGCCGCUCUGUGCGCGGCUCCGUGCGCGGCAUCCUGCAGUGGCGGGGCGCCGUGGACCCGCCCUCCCCGGCCGGGCCCCUGGAGACCUCCUCUGGGCCCCCGGUCUUGGGGGGGAACAGCAAUUCCAACUCCUCCGGCGGGGCUGGGACCAUUGGCCGGGGUCUGGUUGGUGACGGCCCGUCCCCGGGGGAACGGUGGACGCAUCGCUUUGAGAAGCUGAGACUCAGUCGGGGAGGGGGCGCCCUGAAGGACGGCGCAGGGUUGGUGCAGAGAGAGGAGCUGCUGAGUUUCAUGGGGGCUGAAGACGCGGGGCCCGACCCCGCCGGGGUGGGCCGGGGAGGCGGGGGAGCAGGGCAACCCCAGUGGCAGAAGUGCCGCUUAUUGCUGCGGAGCGAAGAAGGCGGAGGAGGAAGUCGCCUGGAGUUCUUCGUGCCGCCCAAGGCGUCUCGGCCCCGGCUCAGCAUUCCCUGCUCCGCCAUCACCGACGUCCGGACCACCACGGCCCUGGAGAUGCCCGACCGGGAGAACACGUUUGUGGUCAAGGUGGAAGGCCCUGCAGAGUAUGUCUUGGAGACUACCGACGCGCUCCACGUGAAGGCCUGGCUCUCAGACCUCCAGGACCGCCUGAGCCCAGGACCCUGCCCUGCUCCCAGUCCCCGCCCCAUGACCCUCCCUCUGGUCCCUGGAAGUGCAUUCCUGACAAGGGAGACCACAGACAGCCUGGAGCUGCCCUGCCUGAAUCACUCUGAGAGCCUGCCCAGCCAGGAUCUGCAGCUGGGCCCCAGCGAGAGCCAUGACCGCCUGUCACAGGGGGCAUACGGAGGCCUCUCAGACCGCCCCUCGGCAUCCAUCUCCCCCAGUUCUGCCUCCAUCGCCGCCUCCCACUUUGACUCAAUGGAACUACUCCCCCCCGAGCUGCCCCCCCGCAUCCCUAUUGAAGAGGGGCCCCCACCAGGGACCCUUCAUCCCCUUUCGGCCCCUUACCCUCCCCUGGACACUCCGGAAGCAGCCACAGGGUCAUUCCUGUUCCAGGGGGAGGCGGAGGGAGGUGAGGGGGAGCAGCCCCUCUCAGGGUACCCAUGGUUCCACGGGAUGCUCUCUCGGCUCAAAGCGGCCCAGCUCGUGCUGGCGGGGGGUGCUGGCUCCCACGGCGUGUUCCUAGUACGGCAGAGCGAGACGAGGCGUGGCGAGUACGUGCUCACUUUCAACUUCCAGGGCAAGGCCAAGCACCUGCGUCUGUCGCUGAACGAGGAAGGUCAGUGUCGGGUCCAGCACCUGUGGUUCCAGUCCAUUUUCGACAUGCUCGAGCAUUUCCAGGUGCACCCCAUCCCUCUGGAGUCCGGAGGCUCCAGUGACGUUGUCCUUGUCAGCUACGUCGUAUCCGCCCAGCGGCAGCAGGAACCGAUCACCUCCCAUGACCCACCCCCGCCCUCUGAACCCCCCUCAUGGACAGAUCCCCCACAUCCUGGGGCAGAAGAGGCGCCGAGGGCGCCAGAAGUGGCGGCCGCCACAGCCACAGCAGCCAAAGAGAGGCAAGAGAAGGAGAAAGCGAGCAGUGGAGGGGUCCCGGAAGAGCUGGUCCCCGUGGCUGAGCUGGUCCCCGUGGCUGAAUUGGAAGAGGCCCUGAGGCCCGUCCUGGAGGCCCAGGGAAGCGCUGGCUCCGGUGGGGAUGCGGGCAUGAACCUGACGGUGCAGCUGCAGCAGUUACCGCUAGGGGGCGACGGAGAAGGGGGCCAUCCCAGAGCCAUUAAUAACCAGUAUUCCUUCGUGUGAGAGACCCUGCCUGCCCUCGCCCACCCGGUGGCCCUCCGCCCCAGAGGGCGACAGAUGUUGGUACAAGGAGAGGUUCGAGAGCCCCGUGAACUGUCCCCACCCCACCCCCCAUACACUACAGGUCCUCCUCCCCUUGGCAGGGGCCUUGUGCUCCAUUGCUGCCCUGAGGGGCUCUUACGGUCAGCCCCAUGCCGUGGGGCCAUUGCCCCCUUAACCACUGCCUAGUGGAGCGGAGGGGUAAGCACUCGACUUCUCACCGAGAGGUGGUUGGUCAAGUUCCAACCCACACAGAGGCGCCUGGGAAGCAGGCCCUGGCGAGCUGCUUCCCAAAGGUCAGAGCCUUGAAGACCUCACGGCCUGCAGUUCUACUCUGCCCAGGUGGGGGCGCUGUGAGUCAGAAGGACUGGACAGAAGCGACAAUGCCGACAGUCUUGGGAGGGCAAGGUGGAAGGGCUGUCUGUUCUGUAUCAAGGAUGAUGUUUUAAACCGACUGGAGACACGUCAAUAAAUAAAGGGUUUCUCACA
Molecule: messenger RNA, 3893 nt
Organism: Echinops telfairi (small Madagascar hedgehog)
Lineage: Eukaryota; Metazoa; Chordata; Mammalia; Afrosoricida; Tenrecidae
Gene: SH2B1
Product: SH2B adaptor protein 1
Exons: 9
Coding region: 1122-3368 (748 amino acids)
Biological process (GO): intracellular signal transduction
Cellular component (GO): plasma membrane
Molecular function (GO): transmembrane receptor protein tyrosine kinase adaptor activity
Source: RefSeq, a predicted model, not a curated record